AUGUCCUACGACCGCAACCGCCAGCGCCGCCCGUUGUACACCCCACCUCCACCUCCGUCGCGACACCGCCAGCAUGGUCUACUCACCUACUGGGUACCGUUAGUAACCAUUGGCACUCUUGCUGUGGGCGGCUUGGCGGCAUGGAUCUGGACGGAGCGCAAUGAGCACCACGACGAGGACUACCCGCCAUCGCAGAAACCGCAACGCCCACCGCAACGCCCACCGCCGGGCCCUGGCGGGCCUCCUCCACCGGGAGGCGAAGCUGCAAGCUACUACGGAUCGUCGCGUAGCCAGGAACAGCAUGUAGAGGAGCGACACGAAGACGGUCAAACCUUCCUUGGUCAGGUAAGAGGUGCAAUGCGCAGGACGCCGUCGCCGCAGCAGAUCUUCGACCAUGCGUCCAAGCAGGUCAGCGCGAGUAUCGCGGCCGCAGGAAGCGCCCUGGGCAGUAUCAUGGAGGACCCGGAGAACGGUCACGCUUACACUGACGAGAGGGUUGAGCGGAGGGAGAGGAAGGAAGAUCGCGAAGGGUUCAGUGACCAUGAGCGAUGGAGUGAAGAAGCGGAUGAGAAGCGCAGGGUGGGACUGGGAAAGGCGAGGAGAACCGUCGCUGUCGUAGUAAGCGCGGAUACAAACAUGGAUGGCAAGAUGGACGAGGAAGACGUUGUCUACUCGGAGCAUGCCUCCAUCCUUUCUCAUCUCCCGCCACAUCACGAUCCAUCAACAACCGACCUGUUCAUCUUGAUCUACGCUCCUGGCCUGCCAUCCCCACCACCUCUCAACUACCGACCCAGCACGAUGGACGUGGAUACUGCUUCUAACAUAGGCAGCUCCUACUCCCAGAUGAACACGCCAGCGCAAACUCCGGGAAGCGAGCUCCAAAGCAUUUCACCUCGUUUCGAUGCGCUUUACCAGCAGGCUUUGUCUCUCGUUGACGAUCCGAGCAAAGUUCUUUGCUUCACCACAACAGACGGCUACGUCCACAUCCUCCGCCACUUGGUACCCUGGAUGGUCUACGUCUCUGACUUGCUCGCUGGCCACAAUGGACAGGUUAUCACGCAGUUGGCCGAUUACGUCGGGCACAUGGUGCUUGUGCUUGGCGAUGACGGGACUGGCGGGCUGGCCGAUACGGAGACGGAGGAUGAGGCUGCCGCGGGGAGGGAUAAUGGAAGGUGGUAUGACCGUAGUUCAAUUGUGGGCCGAGGCAAGCCGCUGGAGGUGGUGGAUGCGGCGAGAAUGGGGGAGGACUGGGCUAAGAGGGUCGGAGGGAAGGAUUGAGGGCUUUCCAUUUUGUAUAUUAAGAUAUCUGCAUUAUAUGCAUUAGCAAUUCAAAUCGAUGCUGCC
Molecule: messenger RNA, 1344 nt
Organism: Baudoinia panamericana UAMH 10762
Lineage: Eukaryota; Fungi; Ascomycota; Dothideomycetes; Mycosphaerellales; Teratosphaeriaceae
Exons: 5
Coding region: 1-1278 (425 amino acids)
Source: RefSeq, a predicted model, not a curated record